AAAAGAAUGGCUAAUUUAAGUGCAUACAAACAACAAAUACGACUUAUAAAACAAUAUGCUUUUGAACAUAAUAUAUCAGAAUCACAAACAACUGAAAUGUUUAACAAGUGCUUUCAAAUGCUUGAGAUAAAAUAUAGUAAAAAAACUUGGAGUAUUUUAAAAUUAUUAAAAUAUAUUACAACAUUUAUAUUUGCAUUAUUAAUUAUUUUCAUUGGCCUAUAUAAUCAUCCUUCUUAUAAUACUAUGGUAUUGAGAAAUCUGCAGAGUUCUAUUUAUCCUGGUUUAAAAAUUUUGCGUAAAAUAGCUUUACCAAUUAUUGAAAAAUAUCCAAUGUUGUCAGAGUUAUAUGAUGAGUGGUGUUUAGUUGAAAAUCAAUUUUUUUAUGUUAAUGAUAUGGAUUGUUGGCCAUGUAGUAUCACGAGUUCGGUACCUGAUCUAACAAACCAUAAUAUAACUAAAACAUUUAAUAUUGGCAUUCCUUAUACAAAAGCAGAAAAUAAUGUAGCUGUUAAUAUGCAAGAUUUAUCUGAGAUAUACUGGUAUAAUAAUGAUACUUUUAAAGAAGAUUCUAAUAGAAUAUUUUCUAAUAAUGAUGCGUAUCGUACUAUCCAUGAUGUUAUGGAUAAAAGAUUGGACAUUUAUCCAUCUGAGUUUCUUACAACGCAUAUAACAUGGAGAAUAAAUCGUAUGAAACCUGGAAGAAUUAUACGUAAAUUGUUUCCAAAACCUAUGGAAACUCCUAAUUGGUGGGGACAAAGUAUAGAGAAAUUUAUAUUUAUCGAUGAAGCAAACUCUCCUCUUUAUUCAUUGCCUAGACCUGAAUGCAGUAAUGUUAUAUUAAGAUUUACUGAUGGAGCAAGGUUAAUAAAGAUGAUGCCAAGCUUAGAGUGUCAACAAAAUUGCAAAACUUCUACGAUUCUUCUUUCAAAUGGAUACACAUUAUGGUAUAAUUGGUGGUAUUGGCGUCCAAUGAGUUUACCAGUUUCUAAUUCAACUGCUAUUUCUAUAAGUUAUCUUACUUCGUUUUGUUAGAAUUAUAUUAAAAUUAAUAAUAAACAUGUGCAAUAUGAUACUUUUGCCAAAGUUUAU
Messenger RNA from Vespula vulgaris, 1089 nucleotides. RefSeq lists its product as uncharacterized. NCBI's taxonomy places the organism in Eukaryota, Metazoa, Arthropoda, Insecta, Hymenoptera, Vespidae. The transcript has 5 exons. The record is from RefSeq and is a predicted model, not a curated record. Bases 7 to 1032 code for a protein of 341 amino acids.